GAAGAGCUCUGCUUGCUGUGGCAGAGACACACGGAUACAGUACAGAGGAAGAGGCUGCAAAGGCUGAGCUGGCAGAAGAUUCCCAGCACAAGGAAUGCACCCACUGAGCUCCAGCAUUUAGAUUCCAAUCUAAACACUACUCUAAGAGGAUUGAUUUUAUCAUCAACUGUGCUACCCGGGAUCUAUAGCUACCUAAAAAUCAACCCUCUGAUCAUCUGAAUAAUCUGUGUGGACCAUUGUCAUCCGCAAACAUAAUAACAGAGUGGAGAGAGCAACGUGGGAAUCGGAUUGCAUUUGCACUGUUUAUUUUUGCAUUACACAGCCUUUGAUAAUUUUCCACUUUGAAUUGGGAUUAUUCCUAUUGACAGACUUAAUUCUGGUUACCUCCCCCUCCUCAAGUAUAAUUAUACCCUCCUCCUUCAUUUUUGUAUUAUUUCCUUCCUACUAUCGUCCUCCUGUGUCUUGUCCGUUUAAUAAUUUCACCAAACCUCUACUAAAAUCAACACCAACCCUUCCUCCUCUUUGACCCCAUUCACCACCCCCUUGUUAAGACAUCAGAACUCAUGGCAAUCACCAUCGGACUAGCGAGACCAUUGUGACUUUGAUUUCCACAUUGACUACAGCCACCAGUGUUCACCAGGAAGGAUCAGUCGUUGAGAGUACUGCAUAAUGAUAGUGAAGGUUGUACUGAAUUCUGCACUUGGACAUAAUUAAACAUAUUCAGACAAGGGUGGUGGAAAAGAAAGUUAUAUAUUAUCAUUGCAACAGGAAGGAGAGGCUGUUAAGCAAGUUUCAUCUCUAUGCAUGUCGGUGCCAUUCACAACUUCCAUGGGGGGAAAUCCUUUAUAUUGGCUCAUCUAACUGCACGCUACAUGAGUUUCAUUCUUAAUUGCCUUAUUGAACCCCAAGUAUGCUGCUUCUGAAUCAGUAAAUCAAUAAAGACACCAGAUGAAUUCAAGCAACUUGCUGAAAACAGAUUGAGUGCAAAUUCAAGCAUUGCAAAGCAGAGACAAGGCAUUGCUUAAUAGCCAACGGGGAAAAUACUUUGGUUUUUGGCAUUGGCGUGUUCUGUCCCUGUAGAAGUGAGAAUCAAGAUUACAGAAGCAAACUGAUUAAAUAAAGAAGAGAACAGUAUAUUGUCAAAGAAAAGUGCCCAAAAUGAACUCCAAUGAUGCAAAUACACCAGAUGGAGGACUUAAUGUCACAUUGACCAUACGGUUAUUAAUGCAUGGAAAGGAAGUUGGAAGCAUCAUUGGGAAGAAAGGUGAGACAGUGAAGAAGAUGAGAGAGGAGAGUGGUGCACGAAUCAACAUAUCAGAAGGGUCCUGCCCAGAGCGAAUUGUAACAAUAACAGGACCAACAGACGCAAUUUUUAAAGCAUUUUCAAUGAUCGCACUAAAAUUUGAAGAGGACAUCAAUGCUUCCAUGACAAACAGUACAGUGACAAGUAAACCACCUGUAACGUUACGUCUUGUCGUCCCUGCAAGUCAGUGUGGAUCUCUUAUAGGGAAAGGAGGAUCUAAAAUUAAAGAAAUCAGAGAAUCCACAGGUGCUCAAGUUCAAGUAGCAGGGGACAUGCUACCCAAUUCAACAGAGCGUGCAGUUACUAUAUCAGGAACUCCCGAUGCUAUUAUUCAGUGUGUUAAACAGAUUUGUGUUGUCAUGUUAGAGUCACCCCCAAAAGGAGCCACUAUUCCUUAUCGGCCAAAGCCUGCCUCUGGACCUAUUAUUUUUGCUGGAGGCCAGGUAAGAGCGGAUGCAAUUCUGGCCUCAGCUGGAAAUCACACCAUCCUGGCUCAACAUCAACAUGCACCUGCAUUUGCAAUUCAGGGGCAGUAUGCUAUUCCACAUCCAGACUUGACCAAGCUUCACCAGUUGGCUAUGCAGCAUACCCCUUUUACUCCCCUUGGGCAGACCACCCCUGGUUUCCCUGGAUUGGAUGCCACUUCUCCAACCAGUUCUCAUGAAAUUACUAUCCCAAAUGAUCUAAUAGGAUGCAUUAUUGGUCGACAAGGCAGCAAAAUAAAUGAAAUCAGGCAGAUGUCAGGAGCACAGAUCAAGAUUGCUAAUGCAUCAGAAGGCAAUGGAGAAAGACAAGUUACGAUCACAGGAUCCCCAGCAAAUAUCAGCUUAGCACAGUACCUCAUUAAUGCCAGCUUAGAGAUGGCUAAACUGAGCACCCAGACAUCUUCCGUCACGACCCCUGUUGACCUCAACAUGAACCUCUCUCAGUCUGCCAUCCCUUCCUCCACCCCAACCUCUAUGGCUAUGUUGGCGGCAGCUGCUGCUGCCUCCGCGGUUAACGUCAAUUCCCCUUCCCCCCUACCAACUUUACCGACCACCCACUAUGCUGUUCCUGUCUCCAGUCUGCUUGGCAUGAAAACUGUCCCACUCCUGGCAUUAAAUGCAGCGGCCACUGCGGGGGCCACUGGGAAUUUACCUGCUUAUACUGCCAAAAUUCCAUCGACAAGUGGGGUUAAGAAAUCUGACCGACAGAAGUUUGCUCCCUAUUGAAGGCAUGAAAACAAAGCUUUACCAAGAUUGUGUGGUAGAUUACUCAAAAGGAAUCAACAUGGCAUUCUUUUUUCUGUUUCAUUUCUUUUCUAUGUUAAAUUGCUUAAGUGUUUAUUGUUGCUGAUUCAAUUUAUCCUAUUUCCAUGACUAUUACCCUUAAAUAGUAACUAGUUCCAAUAGCAUAUGCUUUAUAAGUUUUAACAUUUAUUUAUAAGUUGAUUUUAUGUUUCAUACUGUUUUUCUUUUUAUUAUGUAUUUUAAGGCUGCUCUGGGUGCUAAAUGCAUAAAAUGUCCUGGUAUGUUUGCCUUAUAAAGUUUAGUGUUAGAAAAUAUUACAUGUUACUUUUUAAAACUAAAAACUUUUUCAAACAACAUAUACAAAUAAUACACCUUAUAUAAUAGAUUAAAUCAACAAUGUUUGAAAUGUAAUACAUCAGUAAUUAAAAUAAAAGAGAUGUUACUUUAAAAUAAAAGCCUAAAGUAGGUCCUUAAAUAACUAUGGCCACUAAGUGAUAUUCACUGGUCCUAUCCUAAGAGUAUCACAAGUAUAUUCAUGCCUAUAUCAAAAAUAAUUUACAGACUAGUUCUCCAAACAGAUCACUUGGAAAAACUAACUUAAGUAAAUGUUAAUAGUUAGAAGUUGCUUUAUUUUUAAUCUGUUGAGUGCAAAUCAAGUUUUGUAAUCACUUUAGUGCAAUGUGGAUUUAAAUAUAAAGACAAAUGUUUAAAUUCCAGUGCUACUUUUGUCUGUUUAGUAAUAGUGGGUGUAUUUGUAUUACCUAAGACACUGUUUUUUUGUUUUUGUUUACUAGAUGCAUGUUAAUAUUUAACUUCCGUGCAAAUGAAUGACAUAAAAAUCCACAAGUAUAAUAAACAAAAAGUCAGUAUUAGCCUGUCAUCUAGUGGUCAAUUUUGAUAUAACUUUGUUAACUACAGUAAUAUACUGAAAUAAAACAUCAGAAGAUAAGGAAAUAAUUAUUUGUGUUGGCUCAAAAAUUGAAUGUAGCUCAUAUUUGCUUUUAGAUGCAAAUGUUUGUAGUUGCUUUUUAUUAGCAACUAUGCUUACAUUCUAAGACUGUAGUACUGAAUACAGAAAGGUCAACAUUUGGUCUGCAAAAAUAUAUUCUAUUAAUGAUGUAGGAAUGCAACUUGUGGCUAAUUAAAUCAUCUCAGUUUAAAUAAAAAUAAUAUCUUUUAAAAUAUUACAUUGUGGGCUGUAUGUAAUGGUUAAUUGCUAAUAUAUUUGACAUAAUAAAAUUGGCCAUUAACAAAGUAAAUAAAAUAUUGAAUACAAAAACACUGUAUACAUAUGCAUAUUAUACAGUAUCUAACACUAACUUGUUACACAAAGAAUAAUACUGUAUAUACUAUGUUAAUUUCUAACAGUCUGUUAUGCCUCUCAGCUCCUAUAUGUGUUUAUCCUCUUAGUGAAACCUUACAUUUUACACAGCAUUUCAGUCAUGGCUGAAUCAGGAUGGUUAUGUUUCAACACAUGUAGUUUAACCUGUAAAAUAAACAAUUUAGACUUAUUUUAAGAAUUUUUCUAGAUUGUCUCAUUGAUAAAAGUAUAGGACAAACUUUGUAGACAAACAUGCAUUGAAUGUAGUUACCCAAUGUGAUCAUAUGGAACAAUAAUUAUAUUUAAGUAAAUAAUUUGCUGCAAUUUUAAUUUA
Pseudophryne corroboree (corroboree frog) is the source of this 4187-nucleotide messenger RNA. RefSeq names its product poly(rC)-binding protein 3-like. The record is from RefSeq and is a predicted model, not a curated record. Gene Ontology annotation, molecular function: mRNA binding. Gene Ontology annotation, biological process: regulation of RNA metabolic process; regulation of gene expression. The coding region runs from base 1159 to 2514 and encodes 451 amino acids. The transcript has 20 exons. Gene Ontology annotation, cellular component: cytoplasm; nucleus. NCBI's taxonomy places the organism in Eukaryota, Metazoa, Chordata, Amphibia, Anura, Myobatrachidae.